This is a messenger RNA of Prunus dulcis (almond), 348 nucleotides long. RefSeq names its product skin secretory protein xP2-like. The coding region runs from base 1 to 348 and encodes 115 amino acids. NCBI's taxonomy places the organism in Eukaryota, Viridiplantae, Streptophyta, Magnoliopsida, Rosales, Rosaceae. The record is from RefSeq and is a predicted model, not a curated record. The transcript has a single exon.
AUGCCCAAACCACCUGGGCUGGGACCUGUAGAAGCAGAAGCAGAGGCAGAGGCACCUGCUGCUCCUGAAGCUGAAGCUCCAGUUCCAGCUGAAGUUGAGACCAAGGAGGUGGCAGAGGAAAACAAGGCUGCUGAGGCUGAGGUAGAGGAGCCAGCAGCAACAGAAACAGAGAAAACAGAGGCUGAAGAGCCCAAAGAGGUCACAGCAGCGGAGCUUGUUGCUGCUGUUGCUGAGGAGACCAAAGAAGAGACCACUGAAAGUGCUGAGACACCAGCAGCUCCUCCUGUAGAGGAAGAGAAACCAGAUGAAACUACCACAGAUGUUCCGGUUGAGAAGACUGAGGAGUAG